This is a messenger RNA of Eremothecium sinecaudum, 471 nucleotides long. It is a transcript of the gene NUT2, whose product is annotated as mediator complex subunit NUT2. Lineage: Eukaryota; Fungi; Ascomycota; Saccharomycetes; Saccharomycetales; Saccharomycetaceae. The transcript has a single exon. Bases 1 to 471 code for a protein of 156 amino acids. The record is from RefSeq and is a predicted model, not a curated record. Gene Ontology annotation, biological process: positive regulation of transcription by RNA polymerase II. Gene Ontology annotation, molecular function: transcription coregulator activity. Gene Ontology annotation, cellular component: chromatin; mediator complex.
AUGGAUCAACAAGAUAUAAAUAAGCAGCAGGCAAGUUUAUCUGACUUAGAAUUACGCCUCGCCUCAAUUAUAGAGUCGUUCAUUGAACUGGGUGUUUCUGUAUAUGAUUUCCCUGGUACUCAAGAAUCUACACAAGGGAUGGUAACAAAUCUUAAGAGAAAUGUAGAACGCAUAAGACAGUUGAAUCAACAAACAUGUGACCCCGACUCCCCGUUAAAGAGUAUUAAUAUUCCUUUGGAAGUUUUGCAAUAUAUUGAAGAUGGUAGGAAUCCAGAUGUUUACACAAGAGAAUUUGUUGAAGCGAUUCGCAGAUCUAACCAGUACCAAAGAGCAAAGAUGCAUGCACUUAGGAAGCUACGAGACUCCCUGGCUGAUAAGAUAUCAGAGGAGUUUCCAGACCUGGAACCACAAGUGCAGAGCAUUAUAGAACGCGCUAACGGCAGUAGUGGUGAUAAAAUUAUAACAUCCUAA